AUGCCGACAAAGUACGUCACGACGACUGCGUCCGAAUUUGAUUCCGAGGCCAUCUCCGAGGCAAUGCCCGACCCCUUCAAGCACAGACCGGUUGCGCUCUCCGAGGCGUCGACAUACGAAGCAAGCGGCUACGGUCUCGCGCUGGCUUUGCAGUAUGUUGGGCUGAUUGCGCUCUUUGUCGGCGGUGCCAGCCUCGUGCUUUUGCUCUUUUGGUGGACCUACCUCGUGCCGAGCUGUGGUCCAUUUUUCCAUCGAGAUCAUCACCACGAUGCCUACGCUGUGGCCUAA
Messenger RNA from Saprolegnia diclina VS20, 288 nucleotides. RefSeq lists its product as hypothetical. The record is from RefSeq and is a predicted model, not a curated record. The transcript has 2 exons. The coding region runs from base 1 to 288 and encodes 95 amino acids. NCBI's taxonomy places the organism in Eukaryota, Oomycota, Saprolegniomycetes, Saprolegniales, Saprolegniaceae.